UGCACGUCCUGAAGAACAUGAACCACACAGAUCUCGCUAACACACUGCACAACAAACUCGCCUCUGUGUAUCAGCCAAAGUUAAAGUCCAAUCUGAGAGAGAAGUUUAAAAGAAUUAAUGAAGGAAUCUCACAGCAUGGAAGCUCAACACUUCUGAAUGAGAUAUACACAGAGCUCUAUAUCACAGAGGGUUGGAGUGGAGACGUCAAUAAUGAACAUGAGGUGAGACAGAUUGAGGCAGCGUCCAGGAGACCAGCAACACAGGAGAAACCCAUCAAAUGUAAUGAUCUCUUUAAAGACAAGUCCAUCAGAACUGUGCUGACUAAAGGAGUUGCUGGAAUUGGAAAAACAGUCUCUGUGCAGAAGUUCAUUCUGGACUGGGCUGAAGGAAAAGUAAAUCAGGACGUCUUCUUUAUGUUUCCACUUCCCUUUAGAGAGCUGAAUCUGAUGAAGCAGCAAAAUCUCAGUCUGAUGAACCUUCUUCAUCACUUUUUCCCAGAAACAAGAAAACUAGAAUCAAUAGAUUGUGACUCCUACAAAGUGGUGUUGAUCUUUGAUGGUCUGGAUGAGUGUCGACUUCCUCUAAAUUUCCAGAAGAAUGAGAUAUUGCGUGAUGUGACAGAGUCGGCCUCAGUGGAUGUGCUGCUGACGAACCUCAUCAAGGGGAAUCUGCUUCCCUCUGCUCUCCUCUGGAUAACCACAAGACCAGGAGCAGCCAAUCAGAUCCCUCCUGAGUGUGUAGACCAGGUAACUGAGGUACGAGGCUUCAGUGAUUCUCAGAAAGAGGAGUACUUCAGGAAGAGGAUCAGUGACCAGAGCCUGGCCAAUAAAAUCUUCACACACCUGAAGUCUUCAAGGAGCCUCUACAUCAUGUGCCACAUCCCUGUCUUCUGCUGGAUCUCAGCCACUGUUCUAGAGAGAAUGUUGGGUGAAGCAGAGGGUGGAGAGAUCCCCAAGACUCUGACUCAAAUGUUCACACACUUCCUGAUAUUUCAGAUCAAACACAAGGACCAAAAGUACCAUCAGAAAUGUGACCCUGAUCCUCAGCAGACCAGAGAGAGUAUCAUGGCACUGGGAAAACUGGCUUUCCAGCAGCUGGAGAAAGGAAACCUGAUCUUCUAUGAGGAAGACCUGAGAGGAUGUGGCAUUGAUGUCAGAGAAGUGUCAGUGUACUCAGGAGUGUGUACCCAGAUCUUCAGAGAGGAGUUUGGUCUUCACCUGGGGAAGGUGUUCAGCUUCGUCCAUCUGAGUGUUCAGGAGUUUCUGGCUGCUUUAUACGUAUUUUUCUGCUUUAUUUUAAGAAAUACAAAUGUGGUUGUGGAGCAAAGCACCGGACUUUUUAAUUUCUUCAGAAAUCCAAACAUGUCUGAUCUCCUCAGGAGUUCACUGGACAAGGCCUUACAGAGUGAGAAUGGACACCUGGACCUGUUCCUCCGCUUCCUUCUGGGUCUCUCACUGGAGUCCAAUCAAACUCUUUUACGAGACUUAAUGCCACAGACAGGAAGCAGAUCUCACAGCAAACCAGAAACAGUGAAGUACAUCAAGGAGAAGAUCAGGGAGAAUCCAUCUUCAGAGAAAUCCAUCAAUCUGUUCCACUGUCUGAAUGAACUGAAUGAUCACUCUCUAGUGCAGGAAGUACAAACUUACCUGAAUAGAGAUUAUUACAGUCCUCUCAGACUCUCUCCUGCUCAGUGGUCAGCUCUGGUGUUUGUGUUACUGAACUUAGAACAGGAGCUGGAUGAGUUUGAUUUGAGGAAAUAUGAUCCAUCACAUGAAGGUCUUCUGAGGCUGCUGCCAGUGGUCAAAGCCUCCAGA
This is a messenger RNA of Tachysurus fulvidraco (yellow catfish), 1814 nucleotides long. Its product is annotated as NLR family CARD domain-containing protein 3-like. The record is from RefSeq and is a predicted model, not a curated record. The transcript is spliced from 2 exons. NCBI's taxonomy places the organism in Eukaryota, Metazoa, Chordata, Actinopteri, Siluriformes, Bagridae. The annotation marks the transcript as partial.